Molecule: messenger RNA, 1698 nt
Organism: Olea europaea var. sylvestris
Lineage: Eukaryota; Viridiplantae; Streptophyta; Magnoliopsida; Lamiales; Oleaceae
Product: glutamate dehydrogenase 1
Exons: 9
Biological process (GO): L-glutamate catabolic process
Cellular component (GO): mitochondrion
Molecular function (GO): L-glutamate dehydrogenase (NAD+) activity
Source: RefSeq, a predicted model, not a curated record
AGGGAUUUUUGGACCGUUAUUUCACUACUAAUACGUUAGUUUUGCUUGAGUUUGCCUUGUGCUCUUAAAUAUCAAGUAAAAGUUUUGGCAUCUGUAGGGAAAAGAAACUAAUAUCAAACUUAGUUUUAGAUGAGAUUUUCUAGCUAAUUUUGCGUCAAGUAGCUUGGAAAUCCUUCUUAUGUGUCUGGAUGAGAAUGACCGCCUCACUGUGCAUGAACUAAAAGCUUAAAUUAACGUUGAAUAGUCAUGUGCAUUGCAUUUCCAAGAGAAAUUGUGUUUGGCUAGAAAAUAUUCCUCCAAAGUUUAGAAAACAUGUUAUGCACAAGGUUGACAUCCUACAAGGAUGAUGACACGACAUGCAAUUUUUUAAGGGUAUAUAUUUAUUUUAUUGAACAUACUUGUACUUCUUAUCCAGUAAGGUCUUAACUGUAUGAUAUAAUCACUCUUAUAAAUAUCUGUUGCAUGUUUAUCUCUUCAGAAAAUCUGUAUAUCAUCAUUAAGGUCUUUGUACAUAUAUUCCUCAUUCUGUAUCUGAAGUUUGAAAUCUCAUUUCCUUUGUGGAAGAAGCUUUUUGAAGAAUCAUGAACGCGUUAGCCGCAACAAACAGAAAUUUUAAGCUGGCAGCUCGGCUUCUGGGGUUGGACUCAAAGCUUGAGAAGAGUCUGCUCAUUCCAUUUAGGGAAAUCAAGGUUGAGUGUACCAUACCAAAAGAUGAUGGCACCUUGGCAUCUUUUGUGGGAUUCAGGGUUCAGCAUGACAAUGCGAGAGGUCCAAUGAAAGGAGGGAUAAGAUACCACCCAGAGGUAGACCCAGAUGAGGUGAAUGCUUUGGCACAACUAAUGACAUGGAAAACUGCAGUAGCUAACAUACCAUACGGUGGAGCCAAGGGAGGGAUAGGAUGUAAUCCAGGGGAUUUGAGCAUCUCUGAGCUAGAAAGACUUACUAGAGUUUUCACCCAAAAGAUACAUGAUCUGGUUGGAGUCCACACAGAUGUUCCAGCACCUGAUAUGGGAACAAAUCCACAGACAAUGGCUUGGAUCUUAGAUGAAUAUUCGAAAUUUCAUGGAUAUUCACCUGCAGUAGUAACUGGAAAACCUAUUGAUCUUGGUGGUUCCCUUGGAAGAGAUGCAGCUACAGGAAGAGGUGUGCUGUUUGCAACUGAAGCCCUGCUUAAAGAGUACGGGAAGACCAUUGCUGGGAAACAUGUUGUUGUGCAGGGAUUCGGAAAUGUUGGUUCUUGGGCUGCUCAACUUAUAAGUGAGCAGGGGGGAAAGAUUGUUGCAGUAAGUGAUAUUACAGGAGCUAUAAAGAAUAGUAGUGGUCUUGACAUACCAAGCCUACUCAACCACGUCAAAGAAACCCAUGGAGUAAAAGGAUUCAGUGGUGGGGAUCCUGUUGAUCCUAAUUCUAUAUUGGCUGAGGAUUGCGACAUUCUUAUCCCAGCAGCUCUGGGAGGCGUGAUCAACAGGGAAAAUGCAAAAGAUAUCAAAGCCAAAUUUAUUAUUGAAGCAGCUAAUCAUCCAACUGAUCCAGAGGCUGAUGAGAUUUUGUCAAAGAAGGGAGUUGUCGUCCUUCCAGACAUAUAUGCAAAUUCAGGCGGUGUUACUGUUAGUUACUUUGAGUGGGUUCAGAACAUUCAAGGGUUCAUGUGGGAUGAGGAUAAAGUGAAUGCAGAGUUAAAGACGUACAUGACGAAAG